AUGGCGUUCCCCAAAGCUAUACCUGAUUGGAACAAUCUUAAAGUGAUUCACAAGAAUACUCUUCCACCGCGGGCGCACUUCUACAGCUACGCUUCAGAGGAACAGGCCCUCACCUUCAACCGCGACAAGAGCGAAUAUGUUUCGCUAAAUGGCACGUGGAAAUUUCGGCACGAUGCCUCUCCUCUCGAGGCACCUGACUGGUCAACCACGAAUCCCUUAAGCUGGGAUGACAUUAAAGUCCCAGGAAUGUGGCAGCUCCAAGGGUAUUCCCAUCCGACCUACACCAACGUCAACUAUCCAUUCCAUGUGAAUCCUCCUCAAGUGCCACUCCUCAAUGAGACUGGAUCCUACUGGAGGCAGUUUGUAACUCCUUCUACAUGGAAAGGCCAGCAGAUUCGCAUCCGCUUUGAAGGCGUUGACAGUGCUUUUCAUCUCUGGGUGAACGGAGAAGAAGUUGGGUACUCUCAGGGUGCACGCAACCCUAGCGAGUUUGACAUCACAUCCCUUCUCAAACCAUCCGGGGCUGUGAACACUAUCGCAGUGCGCGUGUAUGAGUUCUGUGAUGGCUCGUAUAUCGAGCGGCAAGAUCAGUGGCUUCUCAGCGGCAUAUUCCGAGAUGUUGGCUUGCUAGCACUUCCGCUGGACUCAGUGGUUGACUUCGACGCUGUUGCAACGCUUAGCGAAGACUUUUCUAUAGGCCAGCUACUCACUAAGGUCAAAAUACAGGGACAAGAUGCCGAUGUGCAGGCCAAGUUAUACCGACCAGAUGGCACACUACUCAAGAAAGUGACAUUCGUUUCUAAAGAAUCCGGUCGUAUCAAUGUGUCUGGUGAUGAUUUGAAGCUGUGGUCUGCUGAAGAUCCCGUUCUCUAUACCCUGACUCUCUCCUUCAAUGGCCGUACAAUUCCGCAGCGCGUUGGAUUCCGACGCAUUGAGCAAAAAGGAGCAAACUUCUUGGUCAACGGCAAACCCAUAAUUAUAUAUGGCAUGAACCGCCACGAGCAUCACCAUCUUCACGGUCGCGCAGUGCCGUAUGAAAAUAUGCGAGCAGACCUCAUUUUGAUGAAGCAGCACAACAUUAACGCUUUGAGAUGCUGUCAUCAACCCAAUGACCCCAGACUAUACGAAGUUUGCGAUGAACUUGGUCUUUACGUGAUGGCAGAGGCGGAUCUUGAAGCUCACGGCUUUGACCCUGUGGAGCGAUCCAAAAUUCCCAAUCAGCAUCUUAUGACCGAUCGCGAACUCCAAGAAACUUCAUACAAAAUGGCUACGAAGUGGACGUCUGACAAUCUAGAAUGGAAGGAUGCUUAUCUUGAUCGUGCUGUCGAGCUUGUGCAACGCUUCAAGAACUUCCCUUGUAUUAUCAUGUGGUCGCUUGGAAACGAGGCAUUCUACGGCCAGAACCACGCUAGCAUGUACAAGUGGAUUAAAGAGGCUGACCCAACACGACUUGUCCACUAUGAGGGUGACCGCGAGGCUAUCAGCGCUGAUUUGUACUCCACCAUGUACUUCAGUAUCGACGAUCUCAAAAAGCACAUCAGCGAGAAACCUGACAGACCUCUGAUUCAGUGCGAGUAUGGACAUGCCAUGGGCAAUGGUCCAGGUGGGUUGAAAGAAUACAUCGAGGCUUAUCGCACCGAAAAGCUGCUUCAAGGCGGUUUCAUCUGGGAAUGGUGUAAUCAUGGCCUUCUCAAGAGGGAUGGGGAUACUUCGUACUACGCGUACGGUGGUGACUUUGGCGACGAGCCUAAUGAUGCAGACUUCAUUCUCGAUGGAAUGGUAUUUUCGGACCACACACCUACCCCAGGGUUCACGGAAUACAAAAAGGCAAUUGAGCCAGUCACUGUCACACUCGAGGGUGGCUCCCUGGAAGUGGUGAACCACUACGAUUUUAACACCCUCGAUCACCUGUUCAUCUCAUGGCACAUUGUCAAGGAGACUGGAAACACCGAACCAGUACCUUGGCAAAUUCCCCAAAUUAAGGCGGGAGAAUCCAAGGUGCUCGAUCUGCCUAAGGGUGUGACCUUGGGGUCGGAUGCGAGCUGGCUCACCAUUAACUUCGUACUCAAAAACGCCACAUCCUGGGCACCUCAGGGACAUGAGAUUGCUUGGGCGCAGAUUCCCUUGUUCGAGGACCAGAAACUAGAAAUCCCUCCAACCAUUACUUCCACACAAUCGCCACUAUCUGUUCAGGAGGGACCUGGCAGGCUAUAUAUCAACUCAAAUAGCUUCACCUCUCACUUCACCUACGACCUCAUCAGAGGCGAUCUAUCGUGGUCAACGGAGGCAGGCAAGAUCUUCAACAGCGGACCACAGCUCGGAAUUUACCGAGCCUUGACGCAAAAUGACGUCGGAUUUGUUGGGCCUCAUAUUGAAUGGGAGCGCUUCCGUGUGAAAAGCAGUCGUAUGAUGGUCCAAUCCGCCAACUGGGGCAUAAACAAGAAAGAUGGAAGCGUAAUCAUCACCACAAAAGUCCGGGUUGGACCGACCGUGCUAGAAUGGGCAUUCGAGGCAAUCCUCACCUACACUAUUACGGAGACAUCCGUGACUCUGCAUGUCAAGGGUGACUUCACAGGCACGCACCCAAAAUACAUCCCAAGAAUCGGCCUCACACUCCGUCUUCCACGGCAAUAUGAUGCUGCCACAUGGUUUGGCAGAGGCCCCGGAGAAUCCUAUCGUGACACCAAGGCUGCUGCGCGGUUCGGGACGUACACAGCAUCUCUUUCGAGUGGCCUUGAGACGCCGUAUGAAUGGCCUCAGGAGAAUGGUAAUCGUAUUGAUACACGCUGGGUGAGUGUUCACUCUGCGCCGGCGGAUGAGUCCUAUGCCGCCUCGGCUGGGGCAGUUGCGCCUAUUCCGGAGAUUAAGGCAUCUAUGGAUACGCCGUUCAGUUUCUCUCUUCGCAAGUAUGCGACGAUGGAGCUUGACCGCGCGAAGCACCCGCACGAGCUCUCGGAGUUGGAAAAUGAGACUGAGCUCAAUGUUGACCUUGCACAUCAUGGAAUUGGAACGGCAAGCUGUGGACCUGGUGCUUUUGAGGGUCAUAGACUUGAGGCUGGGCCGUUUGAGUUCACCACCACCUUUAGUCUUGUUGGUUCCAAAAAGGACUGA
Penicillium vulpinum is the source of this 3111-nucleotide messenger RNA. RefSeq names its product Glycoside hydrolase family 2 N-terminal. Gene Ontology annotation, molecular function: carbohydrate binding; beta-galactosidase activity. The coding region runs from base 1 to 3111 and encodes 1036 amino acids. Gene Ontology annotation, cellular component: beta-galactosidase complex. The record is from RefSeq and is a predicted model, not a curated record. The transcript has 2 exons. Gene Ontology annotation, biological process: lactose catabolic process. NCBI's taxonomy places the organism in Eukaryota, Fungi, Ascomycota, Eurotiomycetes, Eurotiales, Aspergillaceae.